Molecule: messenger RNA, 1958 nt
Organism: Perognathus longimembris pacificus (Pacific pocket mouse)
Lineage: Eukaryota; Metazoa; Chordata; Mammalia; Rodentia; Heteromyidae
Gene: Tle6
Product: TLE family member 6, subcortical maternal complex member
Exons: 17
Coding region: 112-1842 (576 amino acids)
Biological process (GO): regulation of DNA-templated transcription; negative regulation of canonical Wnt signaling pathway
Cellular component (GO): nucleus; transcription regulator complex
Molecular function (GO): transcription corepressor activity; protein binding
Source: RefSeq, a predicted model, not a curated record
GCCCGAGCCCACGUGCAGCUGCGGCUCCUUCAUUGAUGGGCUCCUGGGUCCAGGAGGUUCUCAACACAAGAUUUCCCUUCUGCGGGUUUUUCUGGGGCCCUCCACCCCAAGAUGACCUCUGAGGACCAGUCCCCUGGGGGCGUCCCCAUCAUGGAUACUUUGGUCCUGCUCAAGGCCAGCCUCCCCAGGCUCCCGGAGCACCUCAUGAAGCAGCUCACUGAGCACCUGAUGACGUUCAACCACAUGCUCAAGGAAAUCCACCAGAAUAUCCAACAACAUCACAGUCAGGUAAACAAUUUCUUGCAGCAGAUGGAGAAGUAUAAUGACCUCCUGAAGAGCCAGGCCUCAGAGCAGCUCCAGCCAGGCCUGUGCCGGGCUGCGAAGGAGCCAGCCAGCCCCAAGGUCUCCCAGCACCUCACAGACAUGGGGGACCCCGAGGCCUCUGCCCAGCUGCACCAACUGCAGGGGGACGAGGAGCUGGAGCCCCUGCCCAGUGGCUGGCAACCCCAAUUCUGGAACGAUGUUCUCACUCAGGAACUGUGGCACCUAUUCAUCUGUUCCUGCGGCUGGAAAGUGACCGACUGGAAGGCCCGGGGGAACACAGUACUGGGACCCUACGACCUGGAAUGGGAAGAGGAACCGGAAGAGGAGGAAGAGGAGGAAGAAAAGGAGGAGGAGGAGGAAAUAACGAUCCUGGGUAAAAGGGUCUGCUUCAAAAGUGAAUUCUGUACUUGCCCGUCCAUUUCCAUGGUGACCAAGUCCAUCCUGCCUUCCCCAAAAGAGAGCCCUCAGCCCCCCGAGGCCCAGGAGCUACCUGGUACCAUGCGUUCGUUUCUGAAGCUCCCAACCUGGGACCGCGAAGACUUUGAGGACGCGUGGGACAGGACGGCUGUGGAGCCGUGGCUGUCCAAGCGGUUCGCCGUCCCGCACCAGGUGGAGAAGUUGCGGGUGCUGAGACACGGGGAGUCCGUGCUGUCUGCGGCGGUGAGCAGCUUCUCACGCCACGCCUUCACCUGCAGCAAGGGCGGCAUCAAGGUGUGGAGCCUGGUGGGCCAGGUGGCCGAGGACAGGUUCCCCGAGAGCCACCUGCGCCCGGGCACACAGGCGCCCGGGACUGCGGGCUCCGCCUCCCUGCGCACCUGCCUGCUGUCUGCAGACAACUCCACGCUGCUGGCCGGCGGCCACAACCUGGCCGGAGUGAAGCUGUGGGACCUGUCGGCGCCCUCGCUGUACGAGAAGAGCCAGCUGCCCUGCCCGGGCCUCUCCUGCCAGGCCCUGGCCGCCAGGGUGGAGGACAACUUGGUCUUGGCCGGCUUUAGAGAAGGGACUGUCCGGUUGUGGGACCUGCGGGAUCACAGUGUGGUCAGGGACAUCUCCUGCCACCCCAAUGGAGCCCGCAGCCUGGUGGUGAUGAACCACAAGGUGUGGGCCGGGGGCAUGGACGCCUGCCUGCGUUGCUGGGACCUGCGGGUGCCGGGGGAGCUCAGGAAAUUCACAUUUGACUCUCAGAUCAUGAGCUUGAGCCAGAGUCCCCAGGGAGACUGGGUGCUCCUGGGCCUGGCCAAUGGCCAGCACUGGCUGCAGCCCUCCACAGAGGCCCCAGCACACGUGGUGGGCAGUAAAGGGGGCACCAUUCUCGGGGUGCAGUUCUCCCCGUAUGGUCAGUGGUGGGCCAGCGUCAGCAUAGAUGAUAUGGUAACCAUCCACGCCAUGCCCACGGGAGCCAAGGUCUUCCAGGUCCCCGAGGCUUCCUGCAUCAACUGCUGUGCCGUGUCCUCCAGCAACCGUCUGGUGGUCACCGGCUCCCAGGACCACGCCACGGUCUACCAGAUCACUUACUGAGUGGCAACGGACAUGGGCACCCACCCACUCCUUGUUCUCCCCAGGUUGUGGGGGAGGGGACUUGGGGGAGAGGGGCUCCACUGGUCCUGGUCUCUGUCAAGGUAAUAAAGCAUGUG